GCAUCAUGAUGCUUCCUCUUUCUAGCGUUAAGAUCCUGCGGUGCUUAAACUUUCUUGGGCCUUCCCGUCAUCCGAGAAAUGCACCCCAUUCUCCGACGCUUGGGCGUGUGGAGCGUUCGCAUCGCGGCCGUGUUGGUUGCCUUGAUAGUCUACAACCACUUCUCCGAUGGCGUCCUAACAGACACGCUCUUUCAGCCCCCGACGGUCCCAGGGGCGUGGGACGAGCACCCCAUCGUGCUGCUGCAUCAAAAGACACGGAGAGAGUUUCGCGACUCGUGUGGGUUUGUACCGGACCUCGAGCCGUACAUCAACUUCCUCGACGAGCCGUCGGUGAUAUUGGGCACAACAUGCACGGGACAGCAGCACAACGGUAGCACAGAGUCCCAGUCGCAGCGUAUGUGGCCGGAUCUUUACCACCACUCGAUAGCCGUGGCCGUGGCCGAGGCCUGCCGGGCACGAGGGGAGCACGACGACUUCUUCAUGUACCCGCCGACCCUGCACAGGCCCUCGGCCGAGAAGGCCGUCUACUGGGCCGGCUUGUCGACGGGCGGGCGCUGGUCCGCGGACACGUGGCACGGGGGCCACCGGCAGCGGCUCGUCGCCCUUGCCGCCGUCGACCGUUCGCGCCUCGACGUCGCCUCUACUCGCUUCGUGGGCUGCGCACCGGCCGCGGUCUGCGAUGCCAUGUCCCCGUUUCUUCUCCCCCCGGGCUCCGGUAGGGCCGCCGACCCGGAGUCCCGCGCGCUACGCUAUCAGUUCGCCCUCGACGUGGACAGCAACGGCUUUAGCGGGCGCUUUUACCGGCUUCUGGUAUCCCGUAGUGUUCCGCUCAAGAUGACGACAUUCCGCGAGUGGCGCGACGAGUGCCUCGUGCCCUGUGUGCACUACGUGCCUGUCAGCGUCGGCUUAGGGGAACUUCCUGGCCUGGUGCACUUCUUGACCUCAACGGCGGCUGGCCAGAGAAUUUCGAAGAGCAUAGCGGAUGCCGGGAGGGGGUGGUACCGGUGGGCGGUGGCGCCUAAACAUCAGGGCAUACACAGGCUCAUGCUGGAGAUGGCCAGGAUGCAGGGUAGGUCGCGGGAGGCCGGGUAA
This is a messenger RNA of Gaeumannomyces tritici R3-111a-1, 1092 nucleotides long. RefSeq lists its product as hypothetical. Lineage: Eukaryota; Fungi; Ascomycota; Sordariomycetes; Magnaporthales; Magnaporthaceae. The record is from RefSeq and is a predicted model, not a curated record. Bases 79 to 1092 code for a protein of 337 amino acids. The transcript has 4 exons.